AUGGCAUCCCCUCUGAGAAGUGGAUAGUAAAUUUUGACAAAGACCUUUUAGAUGGCCUUGUUUUUGCAACACAGUUGGGAGCCUAUUGCCCGUUUUUGAUUGAGUCUCAUUUUAUAAAUAUGUACACACGACCAAAAAGCCCUGAACAGUACUUGCAUAAUGGCCUGAUAAUUGUAAAUGCUCUUCUUGAAAUUGGCUUUAACAUGGACAUACAGGCCUCUGACAUCUAUGACCCAAAUCCAAUCCUGAUGCUCAUGCUUUGUGUCUACAUGUAUGAAAGACUCCCUACAUACCUCCCAAAGAAGGUGGUUCCCUUUCAUUGUACUCUACAUGACACUGUGCUGACACAGGUUCUACUGACAAAUUCAAGCUUGAAAAAUUUAGUGUAUAAUGCUAAAAUUGUUGGAAGAGAUGCCAUUGACUUCUCUCUCUCCCCAAUGGAAAAUGCUGUGACAAUUUCUCCAAAAAAGCAAAUUAAUAUCACUGUGAAAUUCACCAAUCGCUUUCUUCAUCCUGCUGAAGCUUCACUGCUAUUAAUUUCAAAGCCCAAGAAUGCAGUAGGAGGAGUUUCAAUGACUUUUGCCCUUAGAGGUGAAGUCCACAAUUUUAAAGGCAUUGAAAUUAUAAAAUGCAAAAGCCCAUGUUAUCAAUGGAAGAAAGUCACUGUGAAUGUGAAAAACCCCUUCCAAACUGCUGGGGACUUCAGUGUCAUUUUGGUGGAAUCAUCAACAUUUGUCUCUUCGCCAUUGCAAUUAAUUAAGUCCAGGCAAUACAUGACCCACAAUGAUUGUGUGAGCAGCAGUGAAUGUGAUACCGCUCAGGGCUGUUCCCAUUUCCCACAUGCCUUUAAAACCUCAAUUAAGUCCACUUUCAUCAGAGAGUUCUUCUGCUCCGUGCAUACUAUUUACCUGGGAGUGAAAGGAACUUCAAGCCUGGAACUCUUCUUUCUUCCCUUUAACAUCCACAUGCGCUACUGUGUCAUCAUUUUGAGCAACAAAAAGAUUGGAGAAUUAAUAUAUGUUGUGGAAGGAUUAGGUAUGAUCCCCUUACCUUCCAGUUUCUUUCCAAUGAAUUCUUCUUCAAAUCCAAUUGACUACAGCAGUACUCCAGAAGAAGGAUUUAAGAAGGAAAAUCCAAUUCUGUAUUUAAAAUGCAAACUCUGUCAAAUCCUGGAUGUGGAACUUAAAUUGCCAAUGACUAAUGAAGCCAAGGAAAAGGCUUUGGCUUUUGCAGCACAGAAACAGAUGUCAAAUAUCGAGUAUGAGCGAAGGUUGAUCACAGGCACUCUGGAGAGCAGUAGUAUCCGCGUAGCCAUUGCCCUCCUGGGGCUGAACAAAAUCGAGUCUCUUAUGCUCUUUAAUACCUCAAAGUUGAAGAGGCCUAAGUCUGUUUUAUAUGCAACCGAAGUGAGUCUUCCAGGACAUUUUGAUAUUCCCAAGAAAAUCUACAUUCCUCAGAUUCUGGAACCCAAAGCUAAAUUGACUCAAUCUCAAGAAAUUAAAUCAGAUGGAUCUGUUUCGGUUCCUUUACGAUUUGUUCCUCUUGGUCCUGGACGCUACCCUUGUAAAAUUUUGUUGACAUCAAAGUAUGAUGUGCGUGUCUAUUACAUUGAAGGUGUGGUGAAUGAAGAACAACCAGAAGCCAGAUUUGAGUUUGAAACACCAGCGUUUAAAGCCCUUACCCAGAAUAUUCCAAUAAAAAAUCAGUCAAAGCAUGAAUGGAAAUAUCAGGUCACCAUAGAAGGAAAAUGGUUUUAUGGACCUUCUAUUUUAAGUGUUGGACCAGAGGAAACUGCGCAAUAUCCUCUCACAUUCAAACCUAUUUUGGAAUGUGAGAUUAUGGGUAAACUUAUUCUAGAAAAUGAAGUGGAUGGUAUGGAGCAUAUCUUUGUCAUAAAAGGGGUUGGAAAAACACCUGUGGCCUUGGAACACAUCACUGUGGAAUGUCAAGUGGGGAAAAUAACUGAUAAAUACAUAACGCUGCCUGAUUAUACAAACACUAUCUCAACAUUAGAGGUAUCUUCAGAUCUUCAAAUAGUGUGGGGAAAUCGAUACAUUACCAUAGACCCUGAUCAUGCAACUACAUACAAUCUAUAUGUGCGCCCUUGGAAACGUGGUGUAUUCAAAGGAAAUGAAUCCCUGAUUAAUCUGGCAUCUUGUACCUGUGUUGUAGGUGCAAUUUCAUUUUCUGUUAAAAGCAGACAAGAUGAUGAUUCUCAGGAAGACAUCCAUGAAGAUCUAAAAUCUUCUUUUAAUCAAUCAGUAACAGACCUAUUCCCUAUUUUUUGUGAUGGAAACUCAGAUGAUGAUGUUAGCAAUUUGAAAUUCUGGUAUAAUCUUGAGAUCCACAGCACUCCUGGACCACCUGUAGACAUUAUUGAAAUGAAUUGUUUGGCUCUGGACACUAUCUGCAUUGAAAUACCUCUCUCCAAUCCAGAAGAUAGAAUUAUUCGCUUAGAUGUCCAAUUAAUGAGUGCUGCUCUUAGUGGAGACAACAAAAUUGUACUGAACCCAAUAGAAUCCAUCAACUAUGUUGUAUGGUAUUCUCCAGCAACUAUAGGCCAUAGAGAUGAAAGCAUUAUUUUCCAGCCUGAAAUGGCUGAAGAGUUCUGGUAUUUACUGCGAUUAACUAUUGAAUUACCAAAGCCAAUUGUAAUGCCUGAAAUAAAGUGUGACCUUGGCAAGUAUGUCACUCAGACCAUUCCCUUAGUUAAUCCUACACAUGAAACCUUAGAAUUACAAGCAACAAACAGUAAUCCUGAAAAUUUUGUCCUGGAUAUUAACAAAAAAACACAACUGAUCAUAACUCCUCACUCCACCACAGAGUUACCAGUUCGCUUUUAUCCUUCUGCCCUUGGAAGAACUGGUCAUCAAGCUUGUAUUAACUUCUACGGUACUCAGUUUAAUGAAUGGAAAGUCUACCUCGCUGGAAUAGGAAAAUUCCCCCAGCCUCUAGAUACAGAAAGACUAACUGCAUACAUUGGUCUUCAGUCAUCUGUUGUUAUAACUUUCAAAAAUCCCACCAAGGAAGAUGUUUUAGUCAAUAUCAUUCUAACAAAUCAGGGACAGCCCAGACAUCUUGUCAUUGACCAGUGCUGGGAUAGCUUCAUCUAUGAGAAUUCUGCCUUCAGGCUUAGUGCUCUGAGUGAAAUGCAAGGAAUUGCAUUGCCUCCCAAAGGAACCAUAGAUAUCCCAUUGCUAUUUAUGCCCAGAGUUAUGAAAUUACACAAAACAAUGGUCAUUGUUCAGAUGGUGAAAGCAAACAAAAUAAAAUGGCCUAUUGAUAAUUUUGAUGAAUUGGAUACAGAGACAAAAAGAAUUAUGGGAAUCAACAGUGGAGAAAUCCAAGCAAUACACUGGAUAUACCCUUUUCUUGGACUCCCACAGGCACCACCUCCUAAAUCUCAACAAGUUGUCAUAAAAUGUCAGUCCAGAAAGCGUGUAGAAGAGAAAGUAGAAGUCACACUGACUGGUAAUUUUUUUGGACAUAGUCCUACCCCAAAAAAGACAGAAUUUUUAGUGAUUCCAAAAAGCAAUUCAUUUAAUGUCCACAAUGAUUUCAAAGAAAUGCCUGAAACACGUGAAUUUGAGUAUGAAGUUCUAUUUGAGUCUGAAGCUAUAAAAUGUAACUUGGAACCCUGUGUGACUUUAUAUUUGAUCAAUAAAACUUAUAAUAUCCAUGAUGAAAGGAUAACAUUGAUCUUCAAUUUGGUAUUUACACCAAAGAAACCAUUGAGGUCUCAAAUUACACUGAAAAUAGAGUGUAUAACAGAUGGAAUAUGGAAGUUUCCCAUUAUGUUGGUUGCUACUGAGCCUGACGUGGAUAAGGUCAUUGACAUUAAAGGAGAUGGUUUAUUUAAGGAAUCUGUUGUUGACUUUAGACUGACAAGUCAGACAAGAGCUUCUGAGCCAUUCACCGCAUACUUCUUACCUGGUAGUGAUCCGGAGUUUUUUGUAAAACCUCAGGUUGGAGAACUUCUUCCUUUUACUGCAAAAGGAACUCUCAUUGUUGUGGGAUUUAAACCUCGGAUGUACAGUAAGAAAUACAAAGCAACAUUAGCAAUACAGACAGCAGAAAUGUACUACUUGUAUGAGGUCAAUGGUUUACCUCAAGCAACCCGGCCACCGAUGAAAGUAAAAGCCAAAAUUGAUACUAAUAACAAGAUGUAUGACAACAUGCCAAUUCAACAACACAAUUUUAUCUCUGAAAAUGCUAAACUCAUAAGGACAGGAGUGUCUUCUACCAUCAAGGGUGCUCCUUUGGUGAUGAAGAACAAAUAA
Molecule: messenger RNA, 4280 nt
Organism: Carlito syrichta (Philippine tarsier)
Lineage: Eukaryota; Metazoa; Chordata; Mammalia; Primates; Tarsiidae
Product: cilia- and flagella-associated protein 47
Exons: 31
Molecular function (GO): protein binding
Source: RefSeq, a predicted model, not a curated record